GCUAAUUUUUAUUUCAAAAUUCGAAGAACGCAACGAACGCUGCCGAAGCGAAUCGAAGGUCGAUGAUCUUCAGUGCAUCGUUCAAUUCGUCUCAGCUCUGCCACCGUCUCCAUUUUCGAUGCUCCUUGAGCUCUGGAGAGGGACAGAUAGAGUUUUAGAAAGAGAUUGAGGGGAAGGUAGAAAUGAUAACACGAUCGAAUCUGGCGGAACAGCUGAGGGAGUAUCAGAUUCGAUCCAAGCAUGAUUGGGCGUCCGUAUCCUUCUUCUCCUCCACUUCUAAUCUCACUUCUUCAAGGGUGGAUGUUGUGAUUUUCGUGAUUUGGGAACUCGUCAUUCUAGCUUUCCUGGUUUUUUCGGCAGUUUCUUUAUAUUUUAGGCAUAUCCGACUCGCUUUUAUUUUAGUAUGCAUCACAAUGCUUUUGCUUCUAUGCAUGAAAAUUACAAAGCAAAUGAGAUUGGCUAGGAAAAAGAAACGAAGAAUGCUUCUUCCUUUAUCCAUGUAAAACUAUCUGAGGUCAAGAACUUUAAUAUAGUUACUGCAACCACGCGGUUGAAAUAUUUGGGUCCAUUGUUUUACCUCAGUUUAUUGAACAUGUAACUCCACGCAAAACAUAACACUAUUUGAUUCAUGAAAAAUGUUCUCAUUACUAUUAGCAGCUA
Messenger RNA from Tripterygium wilfordii, 660 nucleotides. RefSeq lists its product as uncharacterized. The record is from RefSeq and is a predicted model, not a curated record. Bases 183 to 503 code for a protein of 106 amino acids. The transcript has 2 exons. NCBI's taxonomy places the organism in Eukaryota, Viridiplantae, Streptophyta, Magnoliopsida, Celastrales, Celastraceae.